Molecule: messenger RNA, 1858 nt
Organism: Phoenix dactylifera (date palm)
Lineage: Eukaryota; Viridiplantae; Streptophyta; Magnoliopsida; Arecales; Arecaceae
Source: RefSeq, a predicted model, not a curated record
AUGAACUGGGCCUCCGCGACCGUCCUCAACCUCCCGCACUUUGUGAGAUAAAGUACCGUAUAAAGGAAAAAGAAAAAGAAAAAGAAAGAAAGGGUUUUAGGGUUUUCUUUGUUCUUUUUUGCGUGAAGAUUUAUAUGGGGGCUUGGAAGCUUGUGAUAGCCUUGAUCGCGAUCUCGUCUGUGGUAGUUGGAAUAUGGGCCGACGCGGGGAUCGAGGACGAGAUCGCCGGAACUGAGGCCUCGAAUUCGGCGCUGAGGCUGGAAUUAGAGCAGCUCAGAACCAAGAUCUCUGCCCUAGAAUCUAGUAUCUCAUGUCAAAACAAGGAACUGAAAAGCAAGGAUGAGAGCAUUGCGCAGUUGGAAAAGACUAUUCAAGAAAGGUCAGCAAGCAUUGCGUCAUUGCAAAGCGAGAUAGAAUCACUUCAGAAGAAGGGCUCUGUUGAUGCGGAGGAGCUAGUGGGGAAGGCCUCUGCUAGAGCUGUUGAACUUGAGAAGCAAGUUGAGAAACUUAGAAAUGAGAUUGAAUCACAAACUAGGAAGAGACUUGCAUUGGAGGCUCGCGCUAGUGAAGCAGAGAAGAAGGUGCAAGAAUUGAAUUUGAAACUAGAAAGCCUACAAAAAACCAAUAAUGAGCAAAAGCGCAGAAUUCAGAAAACUGAAAGCGCUCUUCAACUGGCAGAGGAAGAGUUGCUGAGGGCACAGUUAGAAGCAACAGCAAAAUCAAAACAGUUGACAGAGGUCCAUGGAGCAUGGCUACCACCUUGGUUUGCAUACCAUAUAAGUCAUUGUCAGGAGCUUGUAGCUACUCACUGGAAGGAGCAAGCAAAACCAGCAUUGGAUGUUUUCCUGCAAAAGGCAUCAGAUAAAUCAGCACAAGCAAAAAAAUGGGCUGAACCCCAUUUGGUAACUGCUAAGACAAAAUGGAUCCCUGCCUUCAAACAACAGUGGAUGAUCUUUCUAACCCAUGCCGAACCAUACAUGCGAACAAUAUCUAUUAAAACAGUUGAGGUUUACAAGGCAUCCAAGAGUACCAUUGCGCCGCAUAUUCUUAAAAUACAAGAGCUGGCAGAUCCCUAUUACCAGGAAGCCAAGAAGUUCUCUAAACCCUAUAUUGAUCAAGUUGCUACUGUCACCAAACCGCACGUUGAAAAAGUGCGAGUUGUUCUGAAGCCCUACAGAAAGCAUGUUGUUCGUGCAUAUGGAAAAUUUCUUAAAUCAGCAACAGCAUAUCACCACCAGGUUCAAGCUGCUGUCCAGGAACAUCUAAAGAAACAUGAAUUAACAAAACCUCUUGCAACUAAGGAGUUGGUGUGGUUUGUGGCUUCUGCUUUAUUGGCAUUACCAAUAUUCUUUUUGUACAGACUCCUAUCAGAUAUUUUCUGCAGUAAGAAGACUAGGAAACCUGCACGGAAUGCCCAUGCAAACCAUGCACAUCGUAGGCCUAAGCGCAGGCAUGCUGACAAGUAGCAGUAAAUUUAUCAAAAUAUAAACUUCAUCUUUCUGAUGUUUAUAUGCAAGGUUUCACCUUGGCAUUUGACAAUUAGCUGCGUAGCGUUUGGAGCGCCAGAGCUUUGUUGGGAGUAGAAGAUAGUUUUGGGUUUGAAGGACCCUUGUGUGACAUUUUCAGAACAUCCAACGCCAACAAUACAUCCUUUUGUGGUAGAAUUGCAUGUGCUUUUAUUAUGGCAGCACUUGUAUAUGUUUUAUGAAGACUUAUUCUUUCGUCUCCCAUUCCAUUCAUUACACUGAUUCUUGUGUUUGGAUCUAGAUAACGAAUCUACCGCUAAAAACUAAGUUGCUUUGGUGUAGGAUUGGUCGCUACUUGGUCCUCUGCCUAAUGAGUUGAAUUUUUGUGUCUA